Messenger RNA from Sphaerulina musiva SO2202, 5233 nucleotides. RefSeq lists its product as uncharacterized. Gene Ontology annotation, molecular function: protein binding. The record is from RefSeq and is a predicted model, not a curated record. The transcript has a single exon. Bases 161 to 5137 code for a protein of 1658 amino acids. Gene Ontology annotation, cellular component: HOPS complex; late endosome. NCBI's taxonomy places the organism in Eukaryota, Fungi, Ascomycota, Dothideomycetes, Mycosphaerellales, Mycosphaerellaceae. Gene Ontology annotation, biological process: endosomal vesicle fusion; protein targeting to vacuole.
AUCCUAUGCCCUCAAAAUUAUCACCAGAUCGACUAAGCACGUACGCUCGAAUCUUCCCUCUGCAGCAGCCAGCCUUCUGUGCCGACGAAACAGCUCCCAAUGACAGCGUAAAUUGGAGGAAAGAGAGCGACAGAGAGAUGCGCGCUCAACGCAGAAACCGAUGAGCUCCGUGACUGGAGACGCCCACGAAGGCGGCACUAAUGAGGAUGUGGAGGCGGACGAAUCUGUCAGAGAUGCUGAAGGGCGGAUAGAGGAGGAUAAGGAGGUGGAGGAGGUGGAGGAGGUGGAGGAGGAGGAUGAAGAGGAGGAAGCGGGGGAAAAUGAGCAGAACGGAGAAGACGGAAUGGCCGGCGAGGACUCAGAUACACAGACGGUGGAAUAUGGAGACUUCGAGGAGCCUGCGCCUCAUGAGGAUGUGCUCGGUGCAGAGGACGGCGUGCUGCCCGAGGCAGAUGCAGCGGGCCAGGAGAGUGGUGAUGUCGGAGAGUCUACAGAAGAGGGAGCAGAUCAAGAUUUUGCACAAUUAGAUCGUGGCCAGAACGACAGUGUUGAUGAGGGGAGCGCAGAUGUAGGGCCCAACACGCCCAUAGCACAAAGAAGUCCUGUGGGGAGUGCUUUGGACUCUGGAUCGAUACCGGACGAUACGCCUUCACGAGCUGGCUCCCUCCUCUCGUCACCCGGCAGAGAUGCCUCUCCGCUACCUCGACGAGUGUCCGAACGUAAGAAUAUCAUGCGUACGCCUUCAGGGGCACUGCAACCGUUCGAACGGCGAUUCGAGAGCCGUCUAUCAGCGUCGCCUGGGUCGUCUCGAGCUCAAUCACCAGCAUUCCUAAGUCCCCACUCUCGCCAAAUAUCUAUCUCUUCGCAACUGUCGGGAAUGUCAUCUGAAGCAGGUGGAUCUGCUACUGACUCGCCUCAAGUACCCUGGGACGUGGUACGAUGGACGAAGCUACGAAAGCUCACUGGACAGGCAUUCUCAGAAAGUGGCAAACGCAGCUUUGGACGGCCCACAUGCAUGGCAGUUUCCGCUCUCAUAGCCAUUGGUACCUCCAAGGGUUUGGUGCUAGGCUUCGACUAUCACCAGACUUUGAAGAUCAUCAUUGGACCUGGAACAAAGGCGACAGAGUGUGGUUCGGUCACCUCGAUUGCGAUAGCUGCAGAUUAUUCGACAAUAGCCAGUGGUCACGCAAAUGGCUACAUUUUCACAUGGGAAGUGAGCAGGCCCUCUCGCCCAUUCUUGCACAUACCGCCCUUGGACAGGAGCGUACUAGAAAAACGUACCCACCCCGAUGGCCAUCUAGAGAACUGCGCUAUUCUCCAUGUCGGCUUCCUGGGCACUCGACAUACUGCACUCGUCUCGGCAGACGCAGGCGGCAUGGCAUUCUCACACCUUGCCACGCGAGGACUUGGCCCUGUUGCCAGAUCAAUCAACACAACCCGACUACUUGGUCGCUAUCCUUCGGCCAACCCUCAAACUGAAAGAGCACGAAAGCCAAGCUCCGUGCUUGCCUUCUCACCUCUCCCCCUGGGCAACGUCGAGAAGGCCACAGAUGCCAUGGGUCUUACUGCGCUCCUCACCCCUUACCUACUAGUCAUCGUGUCCACCACUCCCAUUGCUCAGACCCAGCACAAAUCUCCGCGACCCAAAGACGUGACGCCCCACAGCACGCUCAGUGGCUGUCUAGCGUGGUUCCCUGCCGUCAAACUCAAAAGCACCCAUGCAGAUGUGGAAAAAGGCAGCUCGGAGACCAAGUUAGUAUAUUGUUGGUCUAAUGUGCUGACAGUUCUGGACGUCAAAGUGAUGGAAGCUCAAGCCGGUGACGUGCAGAAAGUACCAACGCUCGAGUUUAAUGCACGAAGCAGAUGGCGUGCCGACGAGGCCAUUGUCGCCGUACAAUGGCUGAGCCGUUCUGUUCUAGGCGUUUUGACCAUCAGUCAACGACUCUUGAUCAUAAAAGAUGGCACUUUGCAGGUCACCGAUUCUAUCGAUCUCCUGCAUAGGCACAUCUAUCACCAAGAUCUCUUUUCACAUCAGCUUCAAAGUGUUGUUGAGAGACUGGACUCGGACGACCCGUCACUACACGGCGUGAUCGCGGACGCUUUCUACAUGAGCUACAAAGCUUACAAGGGCAGGACCUUUCUACUUGGGUUUAAUGACCUUACUGUCGGAACGCUGUCGAACUGGGCUGACCGCUUGAUGGCUUUGAUGGAGAAUGGCGAUCAUAUCAGCGCAAUCCGACUUGCAACAGAGUACUAUUCCGGAAGUGCAAACAACGUUGUUAUCGGUCUCCCCGACGCAGACGCCGCACGACACGAAGUCGUCCGAGAGCGCAAUCUAGCAAUGAUAUCUGCGUCACUGAGCUAUACGUUUGCGCAGCAGGACGAGGAAAGGGAUAUAAGGUUGAAAGAGCUCGCAGAAGUAUGCUUCGAGGCAUGCAUAACCAUGAAGGAGCUAAACUAUCUGUGCUCUACUGUGUUUGACACAUUCGAGGAUGCUGACGAAGAGGGUGUUUUCAUAUCCACCCUCGAGCCAUAUGUACUCGAAGGUGAGCUCACAACACUUCCUCCUGCAGUCGUCACUGCUGCUGUUGCACAUUUCAUCGGCGAGAAUGAAGCCGCAAGACUGGAAGAGCUACUUAUCAGGCUUGAUCCCCACUCCUUCGACCUCGAUCAAGUCACUGUACUUUGUCGACAGCAUAGCUUAUACGAUGCCCUAAUCCAUAUAUGGACGCGCGCUCUACGGGAUUUUGUGACUCCACUGGUAGAUCUGCUAACGCUAGUCCGAAUGAUACAAGAGGGUGACGAAGAUGAGAUUGUCGCUGAGAACCCAUUCUUCGAAUCAGCGAUGAAGAUCUUCCCAUACCUGGCGUACUCUCUGACUGGAAGGUGGUACCCAGGUGGCGAGUUCAUGGAUGACGAUGAAUCGUAUCGAGCCAGGACGGACCUUUAUGACUACCUGUUCUCUGGUACGGCUCUUGCGUGGCCUCCGGGAGGGAAAAUGGUCUUCCAUACCACCCAGGACAUAUCCGAGGAGCCCGCAUUUCCCUAUCUUGACCUUUUGCUUCAGUUCGAUGCAGCGAGCUUCAUGAGCAUGCUGAAUGAAGCAUUUGAAGACCCCUUCGUCAAUGAACCAGAAGAGGAAAAUGGCGUGAACGGCGGUAAUUCAUACAAUGGCGUUAUAUCUGGCAAGAAAAAGGGCAGACAGCAGAUCAUUGAGAUUAUGCUGGAUGUGAUGCGACAGGGUGACUUUGCACCACCGCAGGUCAUCUAUCUCGACAUGUUUGUUGCACGUAGCAUGUCGAAGUAUCCUGGUCAGCUUAUCUUGACAGGAACUCUGCUCAGUGGCAUUCUGCAAAGACUUUGUCAUCCUCCUCUUGAGAAUCUCCGAGAAGACUGUCAGCUCAGCGUGGAAUACCUGCUAUCUGUCUAUCAUCCUUCGGACAUUGCAGCGCUCAUUCGGGCACUACAGCAGGCCGGAUUCUACCGAGUGCUCAAGACAGUAUAUCGUGGAGAGCGGAUGCUUACGGACCUAUUGUUGACAUUUUUCGAGGAUCCUGAAGACAAAGACAAGGUGUUUGAUUGUAUCACAUUUUGUCUACUUGAGGCCCCAGGCCUGACAUCGAAGCAGAGCGAAGCUAUCAAGGAAGUCAUGAUCAAGCACAUUCAAGAUCUCGCAAACAUUGAUGUCGUGGCAACAGCUCGCACAUUGGCAUUAUGUGCAUCAGACUUGUUACAGUCGAGUGUAGAUGCGUUGUCUGAUUCACACCAGCAAUUCAUGUUCUUGCGAGCGUUGUUAGAGCCAGCACUGCUGCGAGACCAACAGGCAUCAAUAUCGCCGUUGCCGCAGACCAAACAUACAGCCUUCGUGGAGCAAUAUGUUCGGCUGAUGUGCAGACACGAGCCUCUUCAUGUUGCGGACUACAUCAAAACUUUGCCCACGAGCGAUCUACGUCUGGAGCAGGUCCUACCGGCGAUGGAGAAUGGCGGCGUCAUUGAUGCAGCAGUAGCCAUACUAGCACGAGAUGGCCUUGCCAGAGAUGCCAUGGAUCGUCUCGUAUCACACAUGCAGAGCUUGCAGCAUGCUUUGGCGAGCCUGCUGCACGCCGCGACCACGAAUCCAGAUAUCACUGCUUCGCCAGGUACAUCCGACGAACUGGUGGAGGAUCUUGAGAAGUACACCAAGGUUGGUAUUUGGCUAUGUCAAGGACAGAGCGCAAUAACAGAACGGAUACCACGUGCGCCAACGAGCCUUGCCUCAGACAUAAGUGAGAACGACUUGGACAUGGACGAGUACCUCUGGCUCAAUCUGAUUGAUGUCAUUGUGCAAGUCAGCCAGAAUGUCGGCGCAUCUGCCACACACUACGAAGCACAUCCUCUCGGGAACGAUCAAGACUCCUUCGACACGAAUAAGCUUGCAUCAUCCUUACGCUCCAAUGUCCAGCAAGUGUUCACUGCUCUGCUAGCAGCCACUGCAGCACCCAACACAAAGUCCACACCAUCAUCAUCACCAACAUUAGCAUUGUCCAGUGGCUCACCGAACAAGCAACCACCUAACCGCCUCAGCUUUCUCCGUAUCCUCCGCGCCUUCCUCACGCGCGCCUCCAAAUCAGCCCCUUCACUCUCCGAGCUCCGCGCCGUGCUCGCCGACAUCUUCUCCGCCUAUACCUUUGAGCAAUCCGUUCUCGAGCUCGCGCACGGUCUACUCAAUUCAGAUGUCUUCACAGACAUCCAAGAAGUUCACCAACUUCGCCAACGCGGCUGGCGUCCACGAUCUCAAGUCUGCGAACAUUGCAAAAGACGCGCCUGGGGACCGGGGAUCGGUGAGAAGGUAGUUUGGGAGGAGUGGAUACUCAAGGAACAAGAACGGGAAUUAGGGAAAGUGAGAAGGAUGAUGGAGAGGGGUGGAGGGGAACAGGCGAGACGACUUUCUCGAGGAAAGGGGAAAAUGUCUGUUCCGAGCACGCCUGGAAUUGCGCCCAGUGGUGGGGAUGAAGAGGAAGGAAGGAAGUUGAGUUUGGUGGUAUUUGCUUGUCGCCAUGUGUUCCAUCGGGUCUGUCUAGAUGGGGAAUUUCGCGAGGGGAGGCUGGGGCAUAGGGAGAUGUACAAAUGUCCUAUCUGUGUAGACGACCGGCAAUGAGAAAGAAGGAAAGGGGGAGAGAGGAGAGAAGAGAGAGGAGAAGUGUACAACAAGACAGAGUACUACUUGGUUGUGUCGAUGCAAUACCAUUUCCAG